UCUUACCAUUUCAGUUUCACUCCGGCUCAGCCUGAAAUCGCGCGCGUACGUCCACGUUGAUCGUCCGCAGCUCGUCCCGCGGCGGCCCGCGCCUCUUACGGACUUCCUCGCGAGACGACGCGCCUCGUCGCCGCGAUACACCAUACGCGACGCGCGCGUUUUUCGCAGCGCGUGACCGCAGCCGCAAGCGAUUAUUAUUACCUCGCGGUUCGCGCAUCUGCCAGCCAAGCGCGCGCCAGUCAAGCAGCCUGCUUGGGGGCGGCUUCCCGCAGGAGAAAGGAGCCGUUUGUCUCUGCUCCGCGCGCACCGUCGUCUGGAGAAAGGAACCUGUCCCGGGAUCGACGUUAACGCAAAGGAAGCGGGAUGGGAUACGGCGAGAUGGACGGCUGCGGUCGCUUCAUGAAGUAUUCCUUGUUCUUCACGAACUUUGUCAUCUUUAUUGGCGGGCUCAUCGUAACGGGCUUAGGCGUGUGGGCGUUGGUCGACAAAGUACCGUGGAUAGGCGAGCUCGUAGGGAAUGAUCUAUUGACAGGGUCGGUCUACGUCCUGCUGGUCGGCGGGAUCAUCGUAGCGGUGAUCGCCUUCUUCGGGUGCGUCGGUGCGGCGCGAGAAGUCAAGUGUAUGCUUUUGACGUAUUUCAUCAUUCUGUUCUUGCUGUUCGUGACGAUGCUCAUCGGGGGCGUCCUCGGUUACGUUUUCCGCGAGAAACUGCUGAGCACGGUCGACAGGGAGAUGCAGAGCUCGCUCCGGCUUUACGAUCACCGCAAAUCCAUCCGGGAUGCCUGGGACACCACGCAAUCGACGCUCCACUGUUGCGGCGUUAAAAACUGGAGGGACUGGGGAAGCUUCGGGCUCAACGUGCCGCAGAGCUGCUGCCGAGAAAUUCAGCCCGGCCAGCGAUUCCACUGCAACGCCGGCCCGGACACGGUGAAUCCCUCCAACGCUUACGUGGACGGUUGUAUCAACGGGACGCGGAUUUACAUGCAGCAGCACGCGGCCGUGAUGGGUGGCGCCGGUAUUGCAGUCGCAUGCCUCAUGUUUCUCGGCAUGAUAUUCUCCUGCGCGCUCUUCAAAAUGAUCGAAUGACGCCGCAAGGACAAUGCCACGGUGUGAGCCUGCUCCCGUGUUCGGGCGAGGAGGCGGGACGAGUGUUCGAGGAUCCUCAGGGGAUUGACGCAGUUUCAUCGGAGUUUCGGUGGAGUCGCUGAGCGCACUUUUGAUUAGAUACCGCGAUAAUCAAAAGAACGAAUCUCUAUGUAAUUGUACAUUGUAUUAUCACGCGCUAUUUUGUUACGUAUACGUAAUGCUGUCUCGUGUAAGGCGGUAAACACGGUACAUCAUGCACCGCGUGUACCGUACUGCAGCUCCAUACUUCUCGAGAAAAAUCGUAUUUAAGGCAUUUAAGACGUCUUCGCUUAGUCGCAUGUGUCAUUAGUGUGACCACGCAUCGUGUACCUUAUGUAUGUGCCGUAAUAAAUGCGAUACGCAUAUUA
Molecule: messenger RNA, 1493 nt
Organism: Harpegnathos saltator (Jerdon's jumping ant)
Lineage: Eukaryota; Metazoa; Arthropoda; Insecta; Hymenoptera; Formicidae
Gene: Tsp74F
Product: Tetraspanin 74F
Exons: 7
Coding region: 364-1086 (240 amino acids)
Cellular component (GO): plasma membrane
Source: RefSeq, a predicted model, not a curated record